Paramisgurnus dabryanus is the source of this 2241-nucleotide messenger RNA. The record is from RefSeq and is a predicted model, not a curated record. Lineage: Eukaryota; Metazoa; Chordata; Actinopteri; Cypriniformes; Cobitidae.
AACAUUUAUAUACUAAAAAUACACAGUGGUUCGUUAACACAAACUAAGACAUAAUUUAACCAAUCUUCUCCCAAAUGACCAUACAUCUCAUCAAAGCUGUUGAGAAGUCUUAGGCUGGUGCUGGUCUUAUUUCAUCCACUCUUGUAAGCUCUGGCAGCAGCCAUUUUAACCGAAACUGUUGUUACAGGCCUCAGGAAGUGAAGAGUGUGUGACAGCAGAAGCCUCAUGUAUGUGCACUAAUACUUGCACAUCUUGAAAGACGUAGAGUCUCCCAUGUGACCUGUACACUUCCUUCAAACGACACUUUCUAUAUCUCUGUAUCUGCUGAUACAGGUUUUAAUCAGUAUUUUUUGGAUCCCAACAAGAACCAGUGUCACAGCAAUGCACAAGCAGCAGGCACUGGUACUUCCUGGAGCUGUUCAGAUGAGGAUCAGGAACUCUCAGAACAGCCCUGGAGAAAGACUGAGCCAGACUAAAUCUAUGGUCCUUUCAGAGCCUGAAACACUACAGAAACCUGUGACCUCUAUUAACCGUCAUCGGAGGAACCAGUCUCAACAUAACAUUGAUGCUUCUGUUGGGCUGCAGCCUGCAUUAAAAGGAGAAUAUUUAAACAAAGCCAAAAUUGCUGAAGGAGGGAAGAAAUUACGGAAAAACUGGACUUCAACCUGGGUUGUUCUUUCCUCUAAUAACUUAUUAUUCUAUAAGGAGAGCAAACAAGAAGCUGUGGCUAAUCUGAAACCCGGUUGUAAACCAGAUGGUGUGGAUCUGUGUGGGGCUAUAAUCGAGUGGACAACAGAGAAAUCCAGCCGAAAGAAUGUGAUUCAGAUAACCACUUCUACUGGCCACGAGUUUUUACUACAGGCCGAUCAUUAUCCAACAAUCUCCAAAUGGCAUGAUGCCAUCAAAAAAACAGUGGACAGUCUGUCGAGUGGAGCAGGAGGCCAGAGCUAUGGAAGAGCAGCCCUACAGAGAUCCAACAGUACAGAAUGUGUGUCCAGACCAACCUGUGAUCCCCCUAAACCCAAACCAAAAGAGUCCAAAUCUGAACACAGACGCUCCAUCAUGUUCAAGCUGAAUUACAGCGCUUCAGACAGUGCAGAUAAGAACGGUGUCAAGAACCGACUGAAGAAGUUCAUCUCCAGACGGCCCUCGAUGAAAACGCUACAGGAGAAAGGCAUUAUUAAGGAUCGUGUAUUUGGAUGUCACAUACUGACCUUAUGUGAGAGAGAAAGGACCACAGUGCCCAAACUUGUCAAGUUGUGUGUGGAGGAGGUGGAGAAAAGAGGCCUGGAAGCCGAUGGGCUAUACAGGGUGAGCGGCAAUUUGGCAGUUAUCCAAAAACUACGCUUCCUAGUUGAUGAAGAGGAGGAGCUUGACUUGGGCGACAGCCAAUGGGAAGACAUCCAUGUCAUCACCGGAGCGCUAAAGAUGUUUUUCCGCGAGCUGCCAGAACCCCUGUUUCCCUUUCGCUUUUUCGAACAGUUUGUGGAAGCCAUUAAAAUUAAGGAGACCACACAGAAAGUUCAAGCAAUGAAAAAGCUGAUCCAUCAACUUCCCAAACCCAACCACAACACCAUGAAACUGCUCUUCCACCACCUGAGGAGAGUCUUGACAAAGUCACGGCAAAACUUAAUGUCGACCCAAGGCAUUAGCAUUGUGUUUGGACCGACUCUCAUGUGGCCAGAGUUUGAAUUGGGAAACAUGGAAGUCAACAUGGUAUACCAGAACCAAAUAGUGGAGUUCAUUUUAAUUGAAUGCACUGAGAUCUUUGGACCAGAGGGCAAGUAAAGUGACGACUGACAGACAGAAAAAUUUAAAGUAAUGCAUAAUGAAAAAAUGGGUGAAAUGCGUGUUACUCCCCUAGAAUUAUUUUGUUUUGUUCUUGAUAUGUUCUUAUAAUUGCCUCUUUUUUUGUUAAAUCAGAUAUUUUUUAUUUUAUAAUGCAAACAUUUGCAUAGUAUUAUACCUCACCAAAACAUCAUUGUCAAAGGUAAAAGUCUGUAUAUUUGUAAUAAUAUAAAUGAUGUACUAGAACAAAUAUUUUUGUAAAUGGGUUUGUUGUUUACCAUAAAUAUGGUACGAAUUCCUAUAAGUUUAAUAUUAAGUGAAAAAUAUAUUUGGGUACAAAGCUACUGUUUUGCUAAACCAGAUUGUACAGUUAUUUCAGUGACACAUAUUGCUUUUGUAUUGAGAUUGUGUGCCUUGUAUUAAUGAUAAAAGUCUUUGUUUGUAAAAAAUAAA